Lepisosteus oculatus (spotted gar) is the source of this 5060-nucleotide messenger RNA. It is a transcript of the gene tp73, whose product is annotated as tumor protein p73. Gene Ontology annotation, cellular component: nucleus. Gene Ontology annotation, biological process: protein tetramerization; apoptotic process; regulation of transcription by RNA polymerase II. The record is from RefSeq and is a predicted model, not a curated record. NCBI's taxonomy places the organism in Eukaryota, Metazoa, Chordata, Actinopteri, Semionotiformes, Lepisosteidae. Gene Ontology annotation, molecular function: DNA-binding transcription factor activity, RNA polymerase II-specific; protein binding; RNA polymerase II cis-regulatory region sequence-specific DNA binding.
GUUGGGGUUUUUUUCUAUAGUUUUUGGUCUUCGUCGUAAUUUAAGGAGAAUCGUUUUUGCUUGGCGCAUCUCUAAUGUCAUUUGUUUUCACCUUUAUCACUUUAACAAGGAUUGCUGCUUACAAUUUCUUAGAGUGAUCUACCCUUCGGUGGAUUACGCCCUAGCCAAGAUGGCUCAGUCUUCAUCCACUGACGAGGGGACCACCUUCGAGCACCUCUGGAGCACCUUGGAGCCAGACAGUACUUACUUUGAUCUUCCACAAAACAGCCACUCUGGCAGCAAUGAAGCUUCUACCAGUUUGCCUACAGACCGAGCGGAAAUCUGCAUGGACGUCUUUCACAUGAGGGACAUGAAUGAGACUGUCAUGUCCCAGUACAAUCUCCUCAGCAGCACUAUGGAUCAGAAUCUCGGCACCCGAGCAGCCUCCACCAGCCCCUACAGCUCAGAGCACACCUCGAAUGUCCCGACGCCUUCGCCCUACUCCCAGCCCAACUCCACCUUCGACGCCAUGUCUCCUGCUCCUGCCAUCCCGUCCAACACCGACUACCCCGGGCCGCACAACUUCGAAGUCACCUUCCAGCAGUCCAGCACAGCCAAAUCUGCCACAUGGACGUACUCACCCUUGCUAAAGAAGCUGUACUGUCAGAUCGCCAAGACAUGCCCUAUUCAAAUCAAGCUCUCCUCACCCCCUCCACCCGGCAGUGUCAUUCGGGCAAUGCCAGUCUAUAAAAAGGCUGAGCACGUCACAGAAGUGGUGAAGCGCUGUCCCAACCACGAACUGGGAAGAGACUUCAAUGAUGGUCAGGCUGCACCAGCAAGUCAUCUCAUUCGGGUAGAAGGAAACAACCUGUCCCAGUAUGUCGAUGACGCAGUCACAGGCAGGCAGAGUGUCAUUGUGCCAUAUGAAUCCCCACAGGUUGGAACUGAGUUCACAACGAUUCUGUACAACUUCAUGUGCAACAGCAGCUGUGUGGGAGGAAUGAACAGGAGACCCAUUCUGAUCAUCAUAACUCUGGAGACACGAGAUGGUCAGGUCCUGGGCCGACGGUCGUUCGAGGGGCGGAUCUGCGCCUGCCCGGGGCGGGACAGGAAAGCAGAUGAGGAUCACUUCCGGGAGCAGCAAGCCAUGACUGAAAAUGUGGCAAAGAACGGCAACGCCAACAAGCGCACUUUCAAACAGACUCCUCCAAGCAUUCCAGGACCAGGGAUUAAUACCAAAAAGCGUCGACAUGGGGAAGAAGAGAUUUACUAUAUUCCUGUACGCGGAAGGGAGAACUUUGAGAUCCUGAUGAAGAUUAAAGAUAGUCUGGAGUUAGUGGAACUGGUCCCUCAGCAGCUGGUCGAUUCCUACAGGCAGCAGCAGCAACAGCUACUACAGAGACAAAGUCACAUCUCCUCGCCCUCCUCCUACGGCUCUGUGCUGCCCAACAUGAAUAAGGUCCACGGAGGAAUCAGCAAGCUGCCAUCAGUGAACCAGCUGGUGGGCCAGCAGUCUCAGCAGAGCCCCAACACAGUCCCCAACAUGGGGCCCAUGGGUUCCAGCAUGCUGAACAGUCACCACAUGCAGACGAAUGGUGACAUUAACGGAGGUCACUCCACGCAGACCAUGGUCUCUGCUCCCCACUGCACCCCUCCCCCUCCGUAUAACCCUGACCCCAGCCUAGUCAGUUUUUUAACAAGUCUUGGAUGCCAAAACUGCAUUGAGUACUUCACAUCCCAGGGCUUACAGAGUAUGUACCACCUGCAGAGCCUGUCCAUGGAGGACCUGGGGGCCCUGAAGAUCCCGGAGCAGUUCCGGCUGGUGAUCUGGCGCGGCCUGCAGGAGAUGAAGCAGGGCCACGACUACGGCCAGCAGCUGAUCCGCUCCAGCAGCAACACGUCCACCAUGGCCAUCGGCCCCUCGGGCGAGCUGCAGCGCCAGCGCGUCAUGGAGGCCGUGCACUUCCGCGUGCGCCACACCAUCACCAUCCCCAACCGCGCGGGCCCGGCCGCAGCUGAGGACUGGGCCGACUUCGGCUUCGACAUGCCCGACUGCAAGGCGCGCAAGCACUCCAUCAAGGAGGAGUUCACAGACAGUGACAUCAACUGAGAUCCCGCCCGGACGACCUUGGGUUCUUCGUUUUUUAAAUUAUUCUUAUUUAAAGUUCUGAAGUGAGAGGUGGGGGGGGGUGGAGGCUAAUGUUUUACAGUAUCCGACAAAAAGGAGAACGAGACACGUCCGUUGCCUUCUUUUUCCCGUUUUAUGGGGAAUUUUGAAAAUCCAGGCACUUCCAGAAUUUUCCUGCUUUAGUGGUCCGGCAGGGGUUUUGGAACGCAGGCCUGCGGUGAUUUGUGUUUCUUACAUUUCGGUGGCCUCUCUCAUGUGAUACACUUGUAUUUCGACAAAACUGAAUAAUGAAAGGCCGUGAUAAGUGGAGUGUUGUUGUUUUUUCUCUAAGAAAUUGACAGCUCCAGCGGCAGAGAUGAGCACACAUUUCAGUUCACAUUGUCUGGCUUCGUGUAGGAAAAGCAUGUUUUGCAGCUGAAGGUGUCAAGGCGCUGUAUGGGAUCCUAAUUCCCUGGUGUGCGUUUUCUUCUCUUCAGGAUUCAGUCUCGAACUUUUUGUUUUUAUUUGGAAGAAAACAGAUCAAAGAUAAAGGCAAGCAAGUGAAAAUUUGGUGUGGAAGAAUAAUACAUUCGAACUUGAUAACUGUGAGGAAAUGCUGUGCAUUAUGAUGUUCAAAUUCCCUCACAUUAAACAAGCAGCAAUAAUGUGGUACAAAACAUUGCAUUAGAAACUGUGUCUGUAAACAAAUUUGAGCCCAACUCCCCAGACACUCCUUCUCAUCCACACGACCAGCUUUGGACUGAAAUACGGGUGUUUUCUUAGGUCCUUUCUUUAUCUGCAGUGGUUAUUGAUUUUGCAGCACAUUAAUUUAUUUGAUGGACUGCCAAAUAAAUGUGGGGAGAAAUAGAAGUGUUUUUCUUGAGCACACUAAAUCAGUGAACUAUCCUCACUUAUGUGUUUAUAUGUAAAUUGUUGCAUUUGAAUUUUUUUUACCUUGUGUUGUUGAAACAAGUGUUCAUUGUGUUUAAAUGUUGUUUUAGAGAUCAGCUUGCAGACUGCUGCAUCUGCAUUGUGUAUAUUGAUUCUGAAGAUAUGGUAAUUGUACAUAUAUAUGACUAUAUUGAAGAAUACGUGAACAAUCACGUUUGUGUUAUUUUAUUUUUGUGAGGACAACUUCACAUCUGAAUUGUGACACAAAAGUUUUUAUAAGAUUUGUUUUCCAAAAACCAAAUACAAGAUUGUCACUUAGUGUUUUUUUCUUUAAAGAAAAUGCUGCAAAAUGAAAAUUCUAGUAAAUUUUUAGCUCACCCACAUGUGUAAGGAACUGUACUUCCUUUCAGACAUUGGGACUGUUGAAUAGUCAACAAUUUAAGAAACAGCAUCUCUGAAAAUGAGUUACAGGAGAUUAAGACAUUUAAAAAGGUGUGUUGUUAAAACGAUCUAUUUAAUAAUAUUAUUUCUCACAAAAUUAAUAAAUUUUCUGUGCAAACUAGGAUGCUAUUCUGAUUUGUAAAGUUUUAUUUUUAGAAAGAGAUUAACUAGGUCAGAAAUUAGAUGCGUAAGUGCUGUAUUUUAUUUGGUCUUCCAGACAGAGCAUUGAUAUAUAAUCACAUAAGGUGAAAAAAAAUCAUGUGCUACGUCACCAAGUGAUUUGUGCACAAUACUUCAUGUUCAUAAAACCAGUUCAGAUGCACUUGAGGAAGUACAGUAUCUAAGAUUGUAUUAGUACAAAAUGAGGAAUGUGGUGGCUAGUAAAAUUUAUGAGGAGCGCUCAGUAUGUGCACCAGUAUUUAAGGCAGCUCAAACAAAUCAUUUCUGCAGGUAAAAUAAACAUACAGCUUUAGUUGUGUCAUAAUUGGUUAGUUGAUUCAGGACAGACUUUAUGUGAGUCUACUCUCUUGUCUGUGUCCUCUAGCUUAGUUUCUAUGCUAAGACAUUUUAAAAGUCUGUAUAAAAUUUAACUACUUUACCAUUUAGCGAUUUCCCUAUAAUCAAUCUAAUACUACUAGGAAGUGAUUGUGUUUCACACUUACUUGAUAAAUUAGCAUUUUCUUUUUCCAAGACACUUCUGAAGUUCCUGAUUUAUUGAUCGCACAUAUUGAUUUUCAGGGCUGUGUGUACACUACCUGCCACCAUUUAAUCCUUUGGAAUCCUGCAAAACAGUUUUCCUGGGAGUGUUCUUUUGUGUCUGAGACGGGAGGGUUGUAUAGUUAAUUGGUUUACUUAGCUUGCCGCACAUACGUGUUAACAACAAGUGGAGUAACUAACUGUAUAUUGUUAAUGUGACUAGAUCAAGGUAAAAAUAAUUUGAUACCUUCCUUAUUCUCAAUAUAUGUACAAAUUGAGAAGCACUUGAAAUGCAUCAUAUGCCAUUGUUCUAAUACUGUUUUGCUGCACUUUAAUGCCUCUUGGUAUAUCUAUUAUUCAGACAUUUGCAUGGGUAUUCUGAGUCUCAUACUUGGCAUACACAAUACUCAGAUGAUGUACAACAAGGUGACUAAAAACCCAGAACAGAGCUUAGACAAAUCAUUUCUGAGCAAAGCUAAUUGGAAUAAUUAACACAACAACUUCUAUUAUUUGAAAUCUGUUUAUGCUUCCUGAGCAGCAUGGUUUAACUUUCCCGGAAAAUGCUGAUCACCCCCUGAGCGUACUGAAAUCAAAAGAAGGAUUACAAUAGCUGUUACUCCCAUUUUUCUCAUCUGGUGAGAUGAGGAAGCAAAUCUAAAAAUGUCUGCAGCCUUUUUGCUGGAGGAGCCCAGAGUUUGGGUCAAAAGCACCUGCAUGCAAAUACCUGUUUGAGAUAUCUGUCACCCUUUAUGUACAAAUAUAUUUCCUACUCUCCGUUCUAAAUUAAUUCCCUUUUAUUUUCCAGUUGUGACCUCAUGUCCUUGUUUUGUUUGAGUCUGAAGAAAUUUCCUGUGUUAACCCAAUCAGAACCCCAAAGUAUCCUGAACAUGUAGAUCUUACCCUACUUUCUUCCAGACUAAACAGUUUUAAUUAUUCUAACCAGUCU